AUGUUAGGAUCUUGUAAGAUCCUCGUAGGACAGAGACAGAAAAGGAUUUUGUUAGGAUUUUGUCUAGGCUUAGUUCUGGCGUAUGGCUUGGAAAUGGUCCAUCAAUAUUUAUGUUCAUUAAUAUCUUUUUUUGUACCAACAACAAGUUGGAUAUUACUGAUUGUAUUUGUUAUUCUCUUAAUAAUCUAUAUUAAGCAAAUUCUCAACUCUUAUCGAACAUUUCAGCGAAUAGGUUUAAAUGGUCCAAAACCAAGUUUUGUGGUCGGAAAUUUUAUUCAAAUGUUAAAGCAUCCAAAAUAUCCCUCAUUUCGUUUAACGGAGUGGACAAAACAAUACGGAAAAAUUUUUGGUUUUUAUAUUGGACAUACACCAAUUAUAUGCAUUUCAGAUCCAAAUUUCAUUCAAGAAAUGAUGGUUACACAAUUCAGUAGUUUUCAUUCUCGUCGUCCAUUACCUUUACAACAACUAGAUCUUCGUCAUUUACUUGCAUGUACUGGUCAAGAAUGGAAACGACAACGACAAGUUAUUAAUCCUACAUUUAGUCCAAAUAAGUUAAAGGAAAUGAUAGAAUUAGUUAACAAGUGUGGAGAUAAAUUAUUAAUUAAAUUAGAUGAACUGUGUGAAAAACAAAUGGAAUUUGAUAUAGGUCUAUUAUUAAAGCGUACAACGUUAGACAUUAUUUUCAAUUGUGCUUUCGGAAUUGAAAGUGAUAUUCAAAAUAACAUCACUGAUCCCUAUUUUCAACGGUGUGCACAAGUAUUUAAAUUUAAUUUAAUUCAAAUGAUAUUAACAUUUUUAUCCACGCUUUUUCCUGAAUUCAACAUCGUAUGGGUUAACAUCUUUCGUUACUGUAAUUUUUUUUUAUUAUGGAUAAGAGAUAAUAUUCCAUUCAUGGAAUAUUUGAUUGAUGUAGAUCCCAAUAUGUGGUUACAAAGUAAAGUUGAAAAUGUUAUUAAAAAACGUCAACAAAGUGAAAAUAAAAGAAUCGAUUUAUUACAGUUAAUGCUAGAUGCAAGUUCGUUUCAUGAAUCAGCAAAUUUAUCGUCUCCUUCUAACGAAGUAUCCCAGUCAGCUAGAACAUUGAGUUAUUCUGAGUUACUGAUGAAUAUUUAUUUAUUUAUGUUGGCUGGUUAUGAAACAAGUUCAACAGCACUCUCUUAUUUAUGUUACGUACUAGCAACACAUCAACACGAACAAAAAAUAUUACAAAAUGAAAUUGAACAUAAUUUAACAUCAGAUUUCAAUUAUGAGAAUAUCAAUAAAUUAGAAUAUUUGGAUAUGUUUAUACGUGAAACAUUAAGAAUGUAUCCUAUAGCACCAUUUAUUGUCAAUCGAAAAUGUAAUGAUGAUUGUACGAUCAACGGUAUGCAAAUAAAACAUGGAAUGAAUUUUAUCAUUGAUAUGUUCAGUGUUCAUUAUGAUCCCGUGCUAUGGGGUCCAACAGAUCCGAAUAUUUUCUAUCCAGAAAGAUUUAAGACAAAACGUCAUCCUGCUGCAUGGUUACCUUUUGGUAUUGGACCGCGUAAUUGUAUUGGUUUACGAUUUGCUAUGAUGGAAAUAAAACUAACAUUAAUCAAAAUCUUGAAAUGUUAUACAGUUUUAUCCGGUGAAAAAACGCUAAGUCAUUUCAAAGAACAUGAGGUGUUUGUCAUAUCACCCAAAUUUGGCAUUUGGAUACAAUUACAACGAAGAUAA
Molecule: messenger RNA, 1695 nt
Organism: Didymodactylos carnosus
Lineage: Eukaryota; Metazoa; Rotifera; Eurotatoria; Philodinida; Philodinidae
Source: the annotation of a GenBank genome assembly